AUGGCCGAGGUCGCAUGGCUUUUUGAAGAAAGGGUGCGUGGAGGCCAGGGACCUGCUUGGUUGGCAUGGGUGGCACUUGCCACGGUGCUUGAAUAUGUUGAAGAUGAUGGUGAUAAUGGAGCUAGUCGGCUUCAAGCAAGAGAAUUAACAAAUUCAUUGUCUCAAGCUCUUCAAAGGAAAGAUGAAGACAUAUUGGAAGCUAUUGAUUUGAUAGGAACAACCAAAUGUCAAUUACAAAUGUUGAGGGAAAAUGGGUUUGAUCAAGUUUUGGAGAAAUGCUACUUUUUUUGUGAUAAACGUAAGAUUGUGAAGUUGGAUAUGGCUGAAGCUUAUGUUAAUACAAUAAAUUCAAGGAAAAGGAUGAGCAUUACCAAUCAACAUUAUUAUAACUAUGAUAUAUUCAACAUUGUUUUGGAUAUGCAGAUCCGAGAGUUUGGUGAUCGUUUUGACGAGAUAAGCACCGACUUGCUUCAAAAUAUAACAACUUUGAAUCCAUGCAAUUCGUUUUCUCAGUUUAACAAAUCAAGCCUAUUGAAGUUGAGUCAGAUGUAUCCCCGAGAUUUUGAUGACAAGGAAAGGAUCAUUCUUGAGCAUGAACUUGAUAUCUACUAUCAUUCUGUUUAUAAUGAUGUCAGAUUUGCCAACUUAAACGGUAUUGCCGACCUCGCCAGAUUAAUGGUGGCAACAUGA
Molecule: messenger RNA, 690 nt
Organism: Cynara cardunculus var. scolymus (artichoke)
Lineage: Eukaryota; Viridiplantae; Streptophyta; Magnoliopsida; Asterales; Asteraceae
Exons: 3
Coding region: 1-690 (229 amino acids)
Source: RefSeq, a predicted model, not a curated record